Molecule: messenger RNA, 499 nt
Organism: Capsicum annuum
Lineage: Eukaryota; Viridiplantae; Streptophyta; Magnoliopsida; Solanales; Solanaceae
Exons: 3
Coding region: 119-499 (126 amino acids)
Source: RefSeq, a predicted model, not a curated record
UAAAUUUACAAUUUUGAAGGAUACAAAUGAAUAUUUCACCCUUGAAGAUUUGUGGUAUUGUUAUGAUAAAUGGAGUUCAUAUGGUGUUGGUGCUCCAAUUAAUUUAAAAGAAGAUCAUAUGCCUGUGAUUCAAUACUAUGCUCCUACAUUGUCUGCUAUCCAGAUAUACACCAUUAAAUGUCCAACAACACUAAGUUCAUGCAAAAACUUAUCAAGAGCACAUAAGGUUGAUGGAAAUGAUAGUGACAAGCUAUCAAGGACUUUCAACAAUAACUCAUCAAAUUUAAAUAUUGAGUCAAUGGAAUACUAUCCAAAAAAUCAUCUUGGCUAUCUCUAUUAUCAAUAUUCUGAGGUCGCUGCUGUCAAAUGGAGAUAUCCCUUAGUGGAUAAGGUUAUUGAUUUAAGCAAGAAUCAUCCUGGAAUUAUGACACUGAAGAGUAUUGACUUGGCUCCAGCAAGUUGGAUGGCUGUUGCUUGGUACAUUUUUCUAAUUUUUUAG